AUGAAAAUUUUGUAUUUCUUAUCAGAAGAUAUUGAAUUGCCGACAUUCUUGCGAAAUUUUACACCUGGUCAUGUAUAUAUUCGAUGUUUAACUCAUGGUGUUGAUAUUCUUCAAAGACUUCGAAAAUAUAAAGAAGCAGUUAUACUUUUAGAAGAUUUGUUGACUCAAAAAACUUAUAGGCAAGAUUAUAGGGGUUAUUGGUGGGAUAGAUUAGCUCUUAAUUUAGAUCAGCAUUUGAAACAGCCUGAAAAGAUUCACGUCAGGAUGCUGACACCAGUUAAUCUUAUUUUAAUGCGAAUUAACUUGCGUAACCACGAAAUUGCGAUAAAUCAAAUAUUUUUCAGAGAUAUUGAAUUGCCGACAUUCUUGCGAAAUUUUACACCUGGUCAUGUAUAUAUUCGAUGUUUAACUCAUGGUGUUGAUAUUCUUCAAAGACUUCGAAAAUAUAAAGAAGCAGUUAUACUUUUAGAAGAUUUGUUGACUCAAAAAACUUAUAGGCAAGAUUAUAGGGGUUAUUGGUGGGAUAGAUUAGCUCUUAAUUUAGAUCAGCAUUUGAAACAGCCUGAAAAGAGUAUUUCUGUAAUAGAAAAAGGUCUAAAUGAUGAAUUUGUGAAAUAUGGUCAUCGUUUGAAUUUAUAUAACAGAGCUAAACGUUUGAAUGAUACUCUACCCAAAAAACAUAAUUGUUUGCUAAAUAAUUAUCAUGAAAUGAAUAUAAGAGAGAUUCCAAAGCUUGUUAUAAAAGGUCGCUUAUUACCACGGAUGAUACCUGGAAGAAAGCAUUUGUUUAUUUCUUCUACCUCAUCUGAUUCUCUUAGUGAAGGGGAUAUGGCAGUACUUUCAGUUGAAGACUUAGCUCUUGAAUAUUAUCGUAAUCAAGGAUAUACACAGGGUAUCCAUGGAGAAGGUCCAACAUUUGUCAGUCUGUUUUGCUUAUAUUUUUGGACUGAGAUUUAUGAACAUGAUAUUCCAGAUGCAUUUAUUUGUCCUCAUCAAACACAUCCACUAGAUUUAAAUUCGGAUGCUUUUUUUCAAAGUAGAAAAUUAGAAAUUGAAAAACACUUAGAAAAAUUAAAACAAUUAUCUAUUGAAGAAGUAAUAGAAUUUGGAAGAAUUAACUGGCAUAAGCAUAAAGAUAAAAUGUGUCUAAUCCAGUGGGAUAAAUUUAUUGACUGGGAGCAAGUAGAAAGUCUGAUUAGAUGUCUUGGUAAUAAUCUUCUAGUUGGAAUAUGUAAACGAUUAGCUGAGAAUUUUCGACACUGUCGAAGUGGAGCACCUGAUCUUGUUGUUUGGAAUCAAGAUGAAUUACAAAUCAAGUUUGUUGAAGUGAAGGGACCUGGAGAUCAGCUAUCUUCAAAACAAAUUUUAUGGUUGGACUAUUUGUUAUCAUUAAAUGCUGAUGCAGAAGUAUGCUAUAUACAAGCUAUAAAUUCCAGGAAACUGAGUUGAAGAAAACUGUGUAUGUAUGUUUUGUAAAGGAAUAAUUUUUUGUAUGAAAUAAAAUAUAUAUUUAUAUAACUUAAUUCAUUGUAAAAACAAUUCUUUUUAACAACAAAAUUAGUUGUAAUUUUAGAAUUUAAAAAUGCUCCUUUAAGUGUUGUACAUUACACUUAUAGCAGAUUGAGUUCUGGAAUUAUAAAAACUUAAAAGAAACCAAGUCAGAAUGAAGAAAUUUUUAAUAUAGUUAAAAGGAAUCAUUUUGAGAAACUAUUUGUAUAUUCUUUCAGAAAGUUGUAAGAAAAUAUUCUUAAGAUUCUUUUAAAUUUAUUACAUUUGAGCAUUUUUAAUGCCAUACCAUUGAGACAUGAGAAAUUAAAGAUUUUGCUGUACUAUAAAUGAAACUCUGUUUUUUUUAUUCAAUGGUAACUUUCAAAUUAAUAAAAUGUAUUAUUUUAACAACA
This is a messenger RNA of Centruroides sculpturatus (bark scorpion), 1901 nucleotides long. RefSeq names its product fanconi-associated nuclease 1-like. The record is from RefSeq and is a predicted model, not a curated record. Gene Ontology annotation, molecular function: 5'-flap endonuclease activity; 5'-3' exonuclease activity; flap-structured DNA binding. Gene Ontology annotation, cellular component: nucleus. Gene Ontology annotation, biological process: interstrand cross-link repair. The transcript is spliced from 13 exons. Lineage: Eukaryota; Metazoa; Arthropoda; Arachnida; Scorpiones; Buthidae. Bases 1 to 1449 code for a protein of 482 amino acids.